UCAACUUUCAACCGACGGCGAAAAGGAGGGGGUGCCGAAUGCGAGUGUGUUAUUUAUUUUGUUGGUUUUUCUUACCUCGGAACUUUCGUCUGGAUGAACAGAUUUUGUUUUUCUGAUGCGUACUGUGUGGUCCCAUUUUAAUCUAGUCAAGUUCUCAGUUCUCACAAAUUGAAGAACAAACAUGAAUCAAUAUGAAACUGAACGACGCCUUUGCUGGUGCUAUGGACUUCUCUCCGCAUUACUUGCUAUAUCAGUUAUAUGCACUGCCAUCCCAUACAAUCAUUGGAGGGGCACCUUAGAUGUGUGUCCAGGAAGCUGGCUUGAAAAUACAAAUUGUGGGUGCAUAUUUUAUGGUGUUAGCACUUUUCAAUACUUUACAGGAGGGCAUAACUCAUACUGUCUGUAUGCUAUAUUUGCUCCACUGCCAAUUUUAGUGUAUGCUUUAGUUAUGGCCUUGUUUCAUAUGUAUAGAGUAUGUAUUAACAACAUUGGACAGUAUGAAGGAGAAAAAUCUACAGGAAUGGAAGAAAUAGAAGGUGAAACAAUAGUAGUGACCACGAGAGCUAGAGUAUCUGAACACAAUGAUGCUGUUAUAUAUUGCUGGAUACCAACCACUGUUAUAGCAGUUGUAUUUGCUAUUUACAACAUUAUCCAUGCGUCUAUAAUGACAGAUGGUUUCUUUAAAACUUGUCAACAAUAUCGGGGAUAUCUUGUUCGGCAAUUGCAUGCUACAGGAGACCAUGCAACUGCAAUACACUUUAGAUUAGCUUGUCAAGCUAUAUUUGACUUCAUGGAUUACAUACAAAAAGAUGGGCUAAACAGCAGACAUGGAGACUACAUCAACACUGGUCUUUCCUUGCAAUUAGCUCUUAUAAGCUCCUGGUUGGCAGUUGUAUUGUGGGUAGCCAUUGCAGUUUUUACCGCGAUAAGAGCACAUAAGGAACGUCACGUGCUGACUUGUUGUGGAAACUAAGCUUUGCGGGAAGUUACCUUAUACAUAUUUUGUUAGAUUUAAAAAUGAUAUGAUUUAUAAAUUAACUUACAAAAUUUGAUAAUUCCAAGAAUAUUUACCUGUAUAAGUACUAAAAAGAUCAGCCUAAAAUGUAGUUUUUUGACUACAGCUACUAUGAUAAGGAUUUCUUAUAAUUUUAUUAACGAAAUUAAGUGAUUAUGAAAUAUUAUCUUUACUUCCAUAGUAAUAAAAUACAGCUGAAAGAUUCGUUUGUUUUUACGCGCUAUUCUCAGGAACUAUUGGACUGAUUUCAAAAAGUCUUUCACUAUUACAUAAUAUGUAAUUGACGCUCGAGUGCUAUAGGCUAAAUCUCCGCGGGCGAAGCCGAAGCGGACUGUUAGUUUCUUAAUAAAAUCUUAAUCUGCAACUUGUAAACAGAAAAUGUUUUGAACAUGCCUUCUGAUAAUAAGUACGAUAUAGAUAUAGAGAAAAAUUCUACAACAAUGAAGCUCCAAAAAUCACUUUAAAAAGUCUGCUUUCUGUAACAUUCAAUUUGUUCACACAAGUGUAGGGAUAUUAAAUAAAAAAAUAUUUUUUUGACUCAAAAGCUGCAUUUAUUUUAUAAAAUAUUGCAUAAUGUAUGAAGGGUUUAAUUUACCUUUAUAUUUAAGCUAAUGUACCACCUUUAUAUUAAGCCAUAAUUUAUUUUUGUCUUAAGAUUUUGUAAGUGCAUAGAAUUAAAUAUAUUUCAGGUAUGUAUGAUUAAACAACAACUAACUAUAUUUAUUUAUUUUAUAAUUUCGUUUUUUCGCAUCGUAGAAGUGAAUAGAUCACAACACACGAAGUGAUUUCAUCAAAUCACACAAUCUAUAUUUAAAUUAGUCACAACUAGGUAGUCUACGUUAUUAUACGGUGAAUACAUAGAUUUUAUAACUUUUUAAUUCUUAUUCAAAUUUAUACAACCUUCGUAACAAAAUAUAUAAUUGUAAUAUCUACUUUAUUUUUACAAAGUUUAAUGGUUUCAAAGGAAGCCUGUGUCCCUAACGAAUAAAAUAGUGUACAGUGGUAACAAAUAUAAGAUCGUUAUUUGUUUCCACUAGGAAUGAAGACGAUCACAAUUUACGGCGAUCUUCAUAAUAUGUUAUUAAUUAAUCUAAUUAAUCUAUAUCUAAUUAAUCUAAUUAAUCUAUAAUUAAAUUGAAGAUUUGGAAGAUUCUAGAAAAUAUCUUUUAGAUACAUAUUUUCAAGGUACUUAUACAUUAUACCAUUUUAUAUUAAGUGAUUGUAAAUGUUAUAAAACUUAAAAAACAAAUAGCUUUAACGCAUGUGCCGUCCCAUUUUGUGUUUUAUUUUCUUAUGUACCUAAUUUUUAAUAAUGAGUAUUUAUUAAUUAUGUGGACCGUAAUAUUACCUAAUA
Messenger RNA from Zerene cesonia (dogface butterfly), 2369 nucleotides. RefSeq lists its product as uncharacterized. Bases 182 to 973 code for a protein of 263 amino acids. Lineage: Eukaryota; Metazoa; Arthropoda; Insecta; Lepidoptera; Pieridae. The transcript has 4 exons. The record is from RefSeq and is a predicted model, not a curated record.